This is a messenger RNA of Macrobrachium nipponense, 1758 nucleotides long. RefSeq names its product rhodopsin-like. Gene Ontology annotation, biological process: G protein-coupled receptor signaling pathway; phototransduction; visual perception. Gene Ontology annotation, cellular component: plasma membrane. The coding region runs from base 137 to 1267 and encodes 376 amino acids. Lineage: Eukaryota; Metazoa; Arthropoda; Malacostraca; Decapoda; Palaemonidae. The record is from RefSeq and is a predicted model, not a curated record. Gene Ontology annotation, molecular function: G protein-coupled photoreceptor activity. The transcript has 2 exons.
UUCAGUCACAUCCGAUUCUGUUUAGAAUGCAAAAGUCCUGAAGCGGUUGGUCAGUCAGCCCGCCUCAGUGAAAGCAGCUCCUCAAGAAUAUCUUCAACUGUAUUUGAUUGCACGCUGAUGUUUUGGGCCCAAUAAGAUGUCUUGGUAUAACCAGCUAGAUUAUGAGAUUUCUUCUACUAAUCCAUAUGGGAACCUCACAGCAGUCGAUAUGGCACCAAAUGAGAUCCUCCAUAUGGUUGACCCUCACUGGUACCAGUUUCCUCCUCUGAAUCCUCUGUGGUAUGCGUUGGUUGGGCUUUGGGUUGGUGUCACGGGAUGCCUAUCUGUUGCUGGUAACUUUGUUGUCAUGUGGGUAUUCAUGAACACAAGGUCACUUCGCACUCCCGCUGAUAUGCUUAUUAUCAAUUUAGCGAUCUCUGAUUUCCUGAUGAUGGUUACUAUGUUCCCACCUAUGAUGAUUACCUGCUACUGGCGUACGUGGACUUUUGGUGCAUUCUUCUGUGAAGUCUAUGGGUUCCUGGGGUCUCUGUUCGGCUGUGUCUCAAUUUGGUCCAUGGUUUGGAUCACACUUGAUCGAUACAAUGUCAUUGUUAAGGGUGUUUCUGGAACCCCUCUCUCCAACAGUGGAGCCGUUAUGAGGAUUGGUGGCACUUGGGUGGCUUCUAUUGCCUGGUGUCUUCCUCCAUUCUUUGGGUGGAACCGCUAUGUACCAGAGGGCAACCUGACUGCUUGUGGUACUGACUAUCUCACUGAUGAUAUUUUUUCUCACUCUUACCUAUUCAUUUACUCUUCUUGGGUUUAUCUGUUCCCUCUGUGCCUCACUAUCUAUCUGUAUACAUUCAUCAUCAAGGCUGUAGCCAACCAUGAAAAACAGAUGCGUGAACAAGCUAAGAAGAUGGGAGUUAAAUCUCUCAGGAGUGAAGAAAGCCAGACCUCUACUGAAUGCCGUCUUGCCAAGGUUGCCCUCAUGACUGUAUCCCUUUGGUUCAUGGCUUGGACACCCUAUUUCGUCAUCAACUACUCCGGAAUGCUCAAGAAAGAGUUGGUCUCUCCGUUAUACAGUAUUUGGGGUUCCGUAUUUGCUAAAGCCAACGCUGUUUACAAUCCAAUUGUAUAUGCCAUCACUCAUCCCAAAUACCGUGCAGCCUUGGAGAAGAAGCUGCCAUGCCUUGCAUGUAAGACAGAGAGUAAAGAAAUUACAAGUCAAACUGCUUCCACAACUACUACAUAUGAAAAGGCAGAGAAUUCUUUAGCUGCUCAUGCAUGAUAUCCCUUGAUGUUGAAAUAAAUUUAUUGUACUCUGUUCUGUAUAAAGGAAGUAUGAAUUUAAGGUGCAAUUUAUUUUCAUUAUUAAAAACUGAGAUUCUAUAACGCUUGCUACUGCCACUGAAAAGAAAAAAGCGUUCCCAAGUUUUAUGAUACAAAUUAUUUUCCGUUCACAAUAAUUGAAGUUUACUCGAGUUAGUAGUAAAUAUUUCCAGGCAAAGCUACUUCUAAUACAAUGCUUUUCUUUCACUGGUAACAUCAUGCCUUGUUAGCUCUUUCAUGAAAGUUUAUUUUUUUUAUUCAAACAUGGUCACCCAUAAAUAUAACUAUUUAGUUACUGUAAAAAGCAUGCAUUCCUUCAAAAGAAUGGAUUUUCCUAUUUUCCUAAUUUGGAUCAUCAUCAUGUGAUGGCCCCUAUAGGAUGAUAGUCUUGUCAGAACACCUCACGUGGUACACUAUGCGCAUUACUAAAUAAAGGAUGAUUGCAGCAUU